AUGCUCCGCGGAUAUCGCUCCGCUACAGAAUACAGUUUCGACGAAGAACAUACCGACGCCAUUGUUAGAACAGCCGCCUACCAUCGCAAAGACUUUGCUCUCUCCAUGAUCUGGUUCUCGUCGAGUGAGCACAUCAAUAUUCUUUUACACGGCCUGAAUCUUUUCUGCGCUUUACUACGAACACGACUUGCUGUUGACAUUUCUCUACUCGACUUUUACAAUGUCCUGUGUCUCAAGUCUUGUAGUCUUUGCGGCGAGUUUGGUGGGUAUAUGUCGCUCCUAUCAUGGACGCGGUGCUGUUUCAAAUGUCUCAAGGAGGCUCCCGAGAUUCGAGUACAAACUCUUUCCGCUGUAAAGAAGGAGUUCCGCUUGACAAAGGUUGAGUUGAGCCAGCUGAAGUCAUUCAAAACCUUUCCGGGCAUAUACUCGAUGGAGGAAUCUGUGUACAAAUCCCGUUUUACGAUCGUGUCUCUUCAUCAUGCCAGUUUGAUUUCCAGACGACAAUCCCCAGCAACUAUGCAAUUCCAGCCAGAGAGGUCAGAGCGAAGCAAGAAAUUCAACUUCAUGGGGUCAUGUGCUCUUCCUUAUUACGAUAAAGUAACCGGCAAUGUUGAACACGGAAUGUCGUGUGCCGGGUGUCAACUUGCUCUCGAGAAAGACAUCAUCGGUGCCGGAGGCGAGAGAUGGGCAUUUGAGGCUCGAGAUAAAGUAUACGCUCAAGAUGGCUUUUUGAAACAUUUUCGAUGGUGUGAACAGGCACAGCUACUGUGGAAAUCAAGUUGUGAAGGUAGACACAGGCCAACCGAGCUGCCAGAGGCUGCUCGAAGAGGCGGCUACUUUAAUGAAAGGGCAUGA
This is a messenger RNA of Fusarium tjaetaba, 855 nucleotides long. Its product is annotated as cyclin f-box. The record is from RefSeq and is a predicted model, not a curated record. NCBI's taxonomy places the organism in Eukaryota, Fungi, Ascomycota, Sordariomycetes, Hypocreales, Nectriaceae. The transcript is spliced from 2 exons. Bases 1 to 855 code for a protein of 284 amino acids.